AUGCUUCUCCAUUUGUGCUUCGAUAGGGUGGCUUCUUCGAAACUGCAGAGCUGCUGCUGGAAGCACAGGCACGUCGAGGACGAUGCUGCUGGCUUUCUCUCUCUUUUCUUUGGUGGCCGAUCGCAGGCUUAUCUCGAGCUGGAGGAUGCUACCCAGCGCACUCCACUUCAUCAUGCUGCCCGACGUGGCCAUGCGGAGGUCACUGCACUGCUGCUGAAUGCCGGGGCACGCAUCGACGCGCAAGACGGCGACAGCAACACGCCGCUGCACCACACCGCUCGGUCGGACAUGCUGUUUAACGUUUCUACACUCCUCCUCGCAAGAGGGGCCGACUUCGAGCUUCCGGACGCCAUCGGCUUUCGGCCGCUGCACUACGCUUGCACCUUCAGCCAGCCUCUCACCGCCAUGAAGCUAUUGGAUCUCUCUGCUGACGUCUGGGCAAUGGACAGGUCCGGAUGGAGCCCCGUGAUCCACGCCGCGGCCGUCGGCGAGCAGAACUUUGUCAAGGAAUUGGUGGCCCGCAUUGCAAAACCUGAGGAGUUUGCGCAGCCUGAUCCAUCCAAGUUCAUCAUGCAGGGCGAUGGGACUAUCGGUGGCAUACCGGCCUUGGUGAUUAUCGGAGUCCUCGUCCUCAUGCUGAGUGUGGCGGUCGUCAUCCCAGGCUGCCGAAUCAUUCGCCGAUUCCGCCGGUUAAAGAAGCCAUAUGAAGUGGAGGAUGCCGACGAGACAGCAGAAGACUUCAUCACCGAUUUGUUUGAAUAUUUGGGGGAAGUGCCCGGUCAGCUGUCUCAGUUGGCCCAGGAGUGGGACCGUGUGAAUGUCAAUGCCAUCAGUGACUUGCACCGUGUGAAGACCAAGGGAAUGUGA
This is a messenger RNA of Symbiodinium natans, 867 nucleotides long. NCBI's taxonomy places the organism in Eukaryota, Dinophyceae, Suessiales, Symbiodiniaceae. The record is from the annotation of a GenBank genome assembly.